AUGGAUCCCACAUACCACGAGGCGUCUGACUCUGCUUCGCCUCCAGCAACGCCAAACCCAGCUAGACUCCGCAACACCUCUGCACCACCACGCAUGAAGCUGCCCCACGGUCUUGCGCCACUCAGCCAACUCGACGACGCAAGCAGAUCCGCCUCCUAUCGAGAUGAGCGGAGGCCAUCACAGCCGAACGCGAGCACCGCAAGUAGCGAAAGCGGUGGUCUUCUCACUUCUCCAGAUGACCGAAGCCGAAAGCCGUCCAACCAAUCAUCUUCUGUCUCCUUCGCUCCUUUGCCCAUCACACGUCAACCAUCUCCAGAUGACAAGGAGAGUUUGACAGUGACCGCAACAGCAAGCCCCACUUCCAAGGACUUGAAAAAAGGAGCAGGCCUGGAUGAAGACGAGCUCAAGAAAGCCGACGGGACGUUGCUCGCUUUCAAAAAUUCGACUUCCGGUGCGAGGAGGGGAUCGGCGGCGACGAUGCUGAGCGUUGGAUCGGUCGGCGAGCGCAUGGCGGCGUGCAACCAAUCCAACAACUACAACGAUACUCUGGGAGCCUACGGUGCUGGUUCCUCAUCACUCAACUCCGAUCCCAUCACACCGUCCCGAACGCCGUUGGUGACCGAGCUAGCAGAAGGUACGGAUCCUUUGAAGUGGAGCCUGAGAUUCAAAUGCUGGGCCACCGCCGUAUACUGCCUGAUGAUCUUGUCGACGACGUACGGUUCAUCGUCAUACGCGGCAUCCGCCAUCACCGUCGAGCGGGAGUGGGGCUUGUCGAGGCCGCUGGCCACCUCCGGCACAUCCCUGUGGGUGCUCGGCUUCGCAGUCGGUCCCUUGCUUUUUGGUCCCACAAGCGAAGUCGUCGGUCGUCGUCCAGUCUACCUCGUCUCUUUCGCUCUCCUCACCAUCGCCAACAUCGUUGCGUGCGUCGCACCUGACAUCGAAGUCUUGCUCGCUAUGCGCUUCAUCGGCGGCUGCAUGGGCUCGUCGGCUCUCAACAAUGUCGCAGCAUCCAUUUCCGAUAUGGUACGAGUGCGCGACCGUUUGAGAUACUUGACCAUGUACCGUGAGUGUCGGAGACGCGACGCCAGCAUCUUGCCAUGCAUUCACUGAUCUUCGCCCCCCCACACCGUGUCACCUGUCAGGCAUUGUCUCUUUCGGCGGUCCAACUCUUGGUCCGCUCGUUGGGACCUUCCUCAACCAAGCGUCUUGGCGAUGGAACCUCGCCGUGCUACCCUUCUUUUCCUUCACCACUCUGGUGCUAUACGCUGCCACCGUGCCCGAAUCGCAUCGAGUCACCAUCGCCCGCAAGCAGCUCGAACAACGACAAAAGGAGCACGAAAAGGAGGUAGAGAAACUUUGCGAGGAGGGCAAAAUGACUCGAUCUACCGGUGACAGGAGCAAGAGAGAGCUAGGCGGCCCUUCGCUGAUGCAGCGCUACAAGACGGCUCUGUCGAUGCCUUUCGUGUUGCUCUUCACCGAGCCCAUCGUUGGCAUCGUGUGCAUCUACACUGCGUGAGUGAUUCGACAAACACGAUGAUUUGUCCCUUGGACUGACUUGAAGUUCGCGUUCUUUAUAGCCUGCUGUACGGAUUACUCUACGGCAUUAUCGCAGCUUUCCCUCUCGUCUGGCAAGAUAUUAGAGGUAGAAGCCCAGAGUAUGCAUCUACCGUUUUCCUCACACGUGAGUACCAAUGCGACGGUCAGCCUAUCCAUACCCAUUCUGACCACCGUUGGGCGAUCCAAAAUCUUCAGUGCUCGGCGGUUUCUGCCUUGGCGCCGGCCUGAUCGGAUGCUGGCUACAAGACAAGUCUUACAAACGCCAAUACGAUGCGGGAGAGGUGACGCCAGAGUCGCGAAUCGGACCUGCAACUUGGGCCAGCUUUUGCGUGCCAGUCGGUCUUUUCGUCUUUGGCUGGACGGCACCCUACGACAAGCUGGUCGGCAACCUUGACAUCCACUGGGCCGUCCCUUGCAUCGCGUUGGUCAUCUUCGCUUUCGGCAUGCAAGUUGUCUUCAACUCGUGGUUAUCCUACUUGGGCGACGCGUAUGCUCCAGUCGCCGCUUCGGCCAUGGCGGCAGCCACCUUCUCCAGAUCGCUGCUCGGCGCUGCUUUUCCGCUCUUCUUGAGACAGUGGAUGCUGGCAUGGAGCGUGCAGAUCGUCUUCUCCAUUCUGGGCGGACUCAGCAUACUUCUCUCAUUCGGAGGUCUGCUCUUUGUCCGCUACUGA
Ceraceosorus bombacis is the source of this 2228-nucleotide messenger RNA. The record is from the annotation of a GenBank genome assembly. NCBI's taxonomy places the organism in Eukaryota, Fungi, Basidiomycota, Exobasidiomycetes, Ceraceosorales, Ceraceosoraceae.